UCAAGUAUAAUAAAUUACUCUCGUGGCAAACGUACACGUUUGCUCCUGCGACAUGGUUUCAUUCCGAGGCUCGUCAAUGAGUCGAGGAUUUGUCCAAGGUGGAAAAAUUAAAUAGUUGUGUGAUUUAUCAAAUGCUGCAAGAUUGCCUGUGCAAAGACAACGUGAAUUUAUCGUAAUCAGUGUCAACCCCACUGCUUGCCCUCAGUCCGUUGUCAGUUCAUCGAUUGAUUCUGAUGAGUAUGGUGCCGAUGACAUUCUUUUUCUGACGUGUGGAGAGAUAUAGAUUGCUGUUAUAGACAGGCAUAGAAAACUGCACCAUGUUUAGUGUGGAGAGUGUAAGUAGUGCAGAAACUUCUCGUAUGGAGGAUUACUUCGAUUAUGGGUUUUCUAGAAUACCGAUGGAAUUUGUUUUACGAAAGUCUAUGAGCUCUGGAACAAGGAUUUGAACCAAGCAAUGUGAUGGGAAGCAGGAAAGAGGCUUCGAUACAGCAGUUUCUUCAGCUGCUUGAAUCUAAGAUGGCCGAGGAAGGUCGGCGGAUGUGCAUGCGUCCUGUGCAGUUGCUUGCUUUGGCAACGAUGGCGGUACACCUAGUGGUAGCUUCGUCGUAUCAGAUCGAGAAUUCUCCAGUUAUCACUCAAGCAGAAUGCUCAGACGGGGGACGUUUUACUUUUCCAAAGCCAAUGUUAACAGCCGAUUUUUACAACCAUAGUUGCCCGGAAGCAACGACGCAGAUUUCCAACUACAUAAAAAAAUUAGUGAAAAACGAUUCUUCUCUUCCUGCUGCAUUCAUCCGGCUACAAUUCCAUGACUGCUUCGUCCGAGGCUGUGAUGCAUCGGUUUUGCUCCAUUCAAUUCCUGGCAACGAGUCAGAGCUAGAAGGAAUUCCCAACAAGAACUCCUUGAGAGGGCUUCAUCUUGUGGACCAGUUGAAAGCUGAACUCGAAGACAUCUGUCCGGGGGUUGUUUCUUGUGCUGAUCUUAUCGCGCUCAUGGCACGUGACUCACUUCAAGCAAUUGGGGGUCCCUCUUAUAGAGUUCUUCUGGGUCGGAGAGAUGGGAUGAUAUCGUUGAAAGAUGAAGCCAAUUCUCUUCCGUCGCCUUUUCAAAAUUAUUCAGCACUCUUACAUUCCUUCUCAUCUCUCGGGUUCGACUCAAAGGAGAUGGCGGUGCUUUCCGGUGCUCACUCCAUCGGGUUUUCACACUGCCGUUUCAUUGCUGGGCGUCUCUAUAAUUUCUCGAGACAGGUCGGGGCCUUCGAUCCGACAUUGGAUCCAGAAUACGCUCACCGAAUGAGGAAGAGAUGCCCACCAGAUCGGAGCGACGUCUUUUUUGCAAUGGAUCCUUCAGGAAAACAUCCGGGAAGAACUUUCGAUUCAUCGUACUUCAGGAAUUUGCUGCGCAACAGAGGUGCAUUUACGUCUGACUCGACGCUCACGAGCACUCCCGAGGGCCGAGCACAUGUGCUAGAGAUGGCUUCCCCGCAAAAUACAGUAUUUUUUGAAGCAUUUGGCAAGGCGAUGGAAAAGAUGGGCGAGCUCGGUGUUAUGACUGGCGCAGAGGGCGAGGUUCGUAAGAGGUGCACGAUUCGAAACGGAUUCUAGUCCUAGACUUGCUCACUCCUGUAUAAUACUCACUCACUUGAGCUGUUGACUCCAAAAGCGAGACAUUCAGCUCUUCAGGUCAGUCGGUCGGUCGAAUUAUAUGGAAAUCAACAGCUUUUCUGAGUUGCACCACCAAUCCCAGAUACGUAAAGUCGAAGAGUUUUGUCCCUCAGCAAUUCUCAGCUUUGAAAGCGUAAACUUGUAAUUAUCCUCCUGAGGCCACUCUGGAAUGCCAUGAGCAGUAUUAAGUACAGCUGUGCGCGAGAGAGAGAGAGAGCUUGAUAUGAGAGCCCCUCAUGAUCGGACAUUUUGCAAUGUCCAAUCAUGAGGGGCUUCUACUCAAGACUAGUCUAUCAGUAGUCUCUUAGAUAGUCAAUCCACUCAAAGGCAGGACGAUCCAUGGCUUAUAUAUGUAGAAAGACUAGUAAAGCAAUGGUUAGUGUACAGAUACAUACAUUCCCUUCGUCUCUCGAACUCCAAUAUUCUCAACAAGUUUGCUCUCAAUGAUGGAGCCGAGCCACUAACCGCGUCUGUCUCCUCGUAGUAAAGUCAUAUCCGUAUUCGUCUUCCCUUGUUCUCAUGUGCAGUGUUGGUAUGCAUCACCUUCACCUGGCGGCGGCUCUCUUCAUCCAUACUUUCCGUCACAGUCUAGACCUUUACGACACGUUCUAUUAUAUACGAAGCCCAAGGCCAACGUUGGCUUCUUAAGUCCACAACUGAUUUCGGUCAUGAGUACAGGAAUAAAGGCGACUCGUAUAUCGAAAGAACUAGUCGA
Messenger RNA from Marchantia polymorpha subsp. ruderalis, 2377 nucleotides. The record is from the annotation of a GenBank genome assembly. NCBI's taxonomy places the organism in Eukaryota, Viridiplantae, Streptophyta, Marchantiopsida, Marchantiales, Marchantiaceae.